GAGUAACGCAUUUUCAGGCGAGAAGGGGAGAGUGACGAGAGGGUGUGAGUAGGUGCAAUGGCUUCUCUUCUCGUUGGCAUUCUCACCGUUCUACUGUCUCUUUUCUUGGUGUGGCAAUACGGGAAGACACGGAAAAGGAAACCAGGUGAACCCCCACUGGAAACUGGCUGGAUGCCGUUUAUUGGGUUGGCUUUGGAUUAUGGGAGAAACCCGCUCGGCUUCCUGCAAGACAUGCAGCGGAAACACGGGAAUGUUUUCACUUGUAAGAUCGCCGGGAAGUACCUCACAUUCAUCACUGACCCGUUUUCCUUCUCUUCCGUGGUCCGGCAGGGCAAGAACCUGGACUUCCAGAAGUUCGCUAUGGGAUUCUCUCAGAGGGUCUUUGGUCAUGCUGAUUUCAACUCCCCGAUGCUCAGUGAGAGUUACAAGGAGGUGCAUUCCAUCUUCAGACAGACUCUCCAAGGACCACCUCUACAGCAGCUGACCCAGAGCAUGUUGGGUAACCUGCAAACGGUGCUCAGUCAGGAUUCGCAGCGCGGGCAUGGCUGGCAGGAGGAGGGUUUACAGAGUUUCACCAAUCGCAUCAUGUUCGAGGCGGGAUUUCUGACGCUGUUUGGUCAAGAGGCGGAGCUUCCCAAACUGAGGGGCGUGGCAAAAGCGGGCUCGUUUAUAAGAAAAACGGUCCGUGACUUUUUGAUGUUCGACAAGGCUUUUCCCGCGCUGGCGGCGGGUGUGCCAAUUUCGUUGUGUUUGAGCGCGUGGCGUGCCCGCGAGGCCCUGGCUAGUGAGUUGAAACACAGUGGACUUCAGCGCAGGAACUGCAUCUCAGCGCUCAUCCAACGCAGGAUGGACGCGUUUGACCGCAUGCGACUGGACGAAACGGGGAAAGCGAGGACACACGUCUGCAUGCUCUGGGCCUCACAGGCCAACACACUCCCUGCCGCCUUCUGGAGUCUGUACUAUACCCUGAGGUCCCCAGCGGCUCUGGAUGCUGCUCUCUCAGAGAUUAACAGGGUUCUACAGGAGUCAGAGGAACCUUUAGAUGACCCCAGUCAACUUAUAAGUCUGACCAGAGAACAGCUGGAGUCCAUGACUGUUCUUGACAGUAUCAUUGCGGAAGCGUUACGCCUGUCCAGUGCUUCCAUCAUGAUUCGCGUGGCUAACGAGGAUUUCGUGCUAACGCUGGACUCGGGUGAACAGGUCGCCAUUCGCAAGGGGGAUUACAUCUGCCUCUACCCUCAACUCAUCCACAUGGACCCAGAGGUUUACCCCAAUCCCACGGAAUUCCAAUUUGACCGUUACUUGGAAGCAGACGGCAAGAAGAAGAGCAGUUUCUUUAAGGCUGGGCGUAGGCUGAGACAUUUCCUGAUCCCAUUUGGCUCCGGUGCCAGCGAGUGCCCGGGUCGUUUCUUCGCCGUGAACGAGAUUAAAGAGUUCCUCACCCUGGCGCUUUGGCAUUACGACCUGGAGCUUAGCAACCCAGACGCCACGCUGGCACCAGACUGUGCCCGUGCCGGCCUGGGCAUCCUGCCACCCUCACGAGAUGUACUGCUCAGAUAUAGAGUGAGAGAAAGAGGAGGCACCCCCUGCAGGCACAAGGAGGAGAAGAGAGAGGAGUAGACGAAAAAGAGGGGGAAAGGAGGACCAGUAAAAGAAAGAAUGCUAGAACUGGGAUUGUCAAUGGGAAUGUUUUUACCAUGGUACCAUAGCUAUCUGCUGCACUGCAAGUAACAAUGGCAUAACUUCACGUGAAAAACCAUACACUAUAAACCUUGGUAAAAAUUUAGAAUAACUGAAAAAUAUUAAGGCAAGUGACUGCCUGAAAAAAAAAAUGAAGAAAUCUUCAUCUAACAAGCUUAUUAUAGUUUAAUGUUUCUGUUAUCAUAUUGAAUGUUCUGCACCUGACUGAAAAAAAACCCAUAGUUUUAGGCAUGAAGUCAGUAUUUGUUGUUGCGUAACCACCAUAAGUAUUAAUCAGAAACAGAUCAACUAUAACCAGUGUACGAUUCCUGGGUUUUUUUUCUUUUUGAGGAAGUUAGCAUAAUGUGAAUAAUGAAUAAGUGAAAUUUCAUUUUCAUAACAGUCGAAUGUUCCAACACUGCUAUGAAACGGGGCUUCAGUAACCAGGUUAUGGACAAAACCAUGUUGGUGGACCACAAGAGAACAGUCCUGUGUCUGAUUUAGGUCUAUUGCAGGUUUCAGAUAUUAUCAUAUGAUCCUACAAUAUGCAAUUCUGUACUGUGCGUAUGCCUAUGUGUGCGUGUAUGGUUUUUGUCAAUUUUUGUGCGUUUGUACAUCUGUACUAUAUGUUUUAUAUGUUUUGUGAUUUUAGAAACCAGGAGAUAAGUCCUGAUCCUGGGGUACAGUCUAUAUUUGGUCUGUAAGGGAAAUUUGGAAUCUGCUGUAAUGAGAGUUGCUAAGUCUCAGAGACAACAAACUUCAGGUGCAAUGAAUCAUUUACCUUUAUUUCAUGCAGCACGGGAGAGUACGCCCUACGUGGGUAGGCACAGUCUCUCCGAACAAAGAGGAUAACAAAGUAAUUAUACAACUUCAGAGAUGGCGUGACGUGAGUGUAACACUUGCAUGACGAGUUAUCCUUCAUUUCAUUACACUUUUUUUUUUAAUCUGUCUUGAGCAUGAAAUGCGCUGAAUGCGUUCACAAUGUACUCGUGUGCGUCUUCUUUUGGGCUUUUCUACCGUUCAACCUAAAAUGACACUUGGUAUCGCAGCUUAGAAACUUAGUCAGACAGAGCAGAAUGGCUUGAACAGUCUUAAUACUUUAAAAUAUAUUCCACAGGUCCUUAGAAAAUGAACAAAACAAAAGUGUCUCCCCCCCCCCGAGUAUAUGUUCUCAGCAAGUUUUAUUUAAUCAGUCGGUUCGACUUCAUUCAUGACUGAGUAGAGCUGUGAUCAUGCUAGUCAUCAGUGAAAGAUUUUUUUUUUAUCACUGGUCAUUACAUUUGUUUUCUUUAAAAUAAGCAGAUAAAUGUAAGAAUGAAAAUGUUACUGUGAAUUAUGAAAAUCUGAAUCAAUGAGUUUUGAUUUGACUGAAUCUGUUAUGAAACACCCGUUUGUAUCUGGCCACAACUACAGUGGUUGAUGCACUGUUGCUCCAAAAUACAAGUACUAUAUACAA
Chanos chanos (milkfish) is the source of this 3136-nucleotide messenger RNA. It is a transcript of the gene cyp7a1b, whose product is annotated as cytochrome P450, family 7, subfamily A, polypeptide 1b. The transcript is spliced from 6 exons. The coding region runs from base 58 to 1620 and encodes 520 amino acids. The record is from RefSeq and is a predicted model, not a curated record. Gene Ontology annotation, biological process: cholesterol homeostasis; bile acid biosynthetic process. Gene Ontology annotation, molecular function: iron ion binding; steroid hydroxylase activity; heme binding. Lineage: Eukaryota; Metazoa; Chordata; Actinopteri; Gonorynchiformes; Chanidae.